UUGCUUUCUUUCUGUGUUUCAGGUACACCAAGCUAUUUGUCUGAGUCGCCGUAUUCAUGGCGUACAAUUCUAAUAUUUUGGAUACCUGACGGUCUUUGGUUGGUAUUUCCGCUGGCUGUUAUGAUCUGUCUUUGGCCAAAGAUUGUCAAUUUGGCCUAUUAUGUCGAAUGUCCAGCACGUGAUGUGAUAUAA
Enterobius vermicularis (human pinworm) is the source of this 192-nucleotide messenger RNA. The record is from the annotation of a GenBank genome assembly. NCBI's taxonomy places the organism in Eukaryota, Metazoa, Nematoda, Chromadorea, Rhabditida, Oxyuridae.